Messenger RNA from Python bivittatus (Burmese python), 1557 nucleotides. Its product is annotated as stromelysin-1. Gene Ontology annotation, biological process: extracellular matrix organization; collagen catabolic process; proteolysis. Lineage: Eukaryota; Metazoa; Chordata; Lepidosauria; Squamata; Pythonidae. Gene Ontology annotation, cellular component: extracellular matrix. Gene Ontology annotation, molecular function: metalloendopeptidase activity; zinc ion binding. The record is from RefSeq and is a predicted model, not a curated record.
GUUGCACUGUUUGCAACACUUGCUUGGUCUUUGCCCAUCGUCCAAGAAACUGAGCAAAUUUCGAAAAAGGACAUGGAACUUGCUGAGAAAUACAUACAACAUUAUUAUCCUGAAUCAGAAUCAACACUUGUGAUAAAAACCAAAGUCAAGAAUGGCAUUACUCCAGAAAAAAUACGGCAGAUGCAGGAAUUCUUGAAGCUGAAAGUGACUGGCAAAUUAGAUACAAACACUUUGGAUGCUAUGAAGAGACCCAGGUGUGGCAUUGUCGAUAUAGGGGAAUACAACACUUUUCCUGGUUCACCUAAAUGGGGAAAGAAAGACCUGACAUACAGUAUUCUCAACUAUACACCUGACAUGGAACCCAGACAUGUAGACUAUGCGAUUGAGAAAGCUUGGAAAGUGUGGAGUGAUGUGACCCCCUUGACCUUCACCAGGGUUUAUGGGAAACCUGCCGAUAUUGAAAUCUCUUUUGUUACUGGAGCACAUGGAGAUGGUUUUCCUUUUGAUGGAGAAGGUGGAAAUUUGGCCCAUGCCUUUUCACCUGCUUUUGGUGGAAAUGCUCAUUUUGAUGAGGAUGAAUUCUGGGCAAAGGAUUUGAAAGGAACAAACCUUUUUCUUGUGGCUGCUCAUGAGUUUGGCCACUCAUUAGGGCUUCAACAUUCCAGCAAUCUGGGGGCUCUGAUGUUUCCCAUCUACCAACCAAUGGAUCCCAGAGCCCUAAGACUUCACACUGAUGACAUUGAAGGCAUCCAGAGCCUUUAUGGAGCCCCUGAUGAUUAUGAUGAUUAUGACAACACAUCAGUAAACCCUACAGAUGCCCCAACAGAAGUGCCAUCAACAGAGCCUUGCCACCCCAACCAAGCUUUUGAUGCUGUUACUUCUCUCAGAGGGGAAACCAUGUUCUUUAAAGACAGUUACUUCUGGCGAAAGAAUCCCCGCAGAAACGAGAUUGAGAAAGAUCCUAUUUCUGCUUUCUGGCCAUCUUUGAGCGGCGGUGUAGAUGCUGCAUAUGAAAACAAAGACAAGGACAUCGUCUUCCUUUUCAAGGGACAUAAGUAUUGGUCUACCAGGGGAAAUAUUAUAGAGCACGGUUUCCCAAAGAGCAUCCAGAAUCUGGGCUUCCCACAUACAGUUAAAAAAGUUGAUGCAGCAGCUUAUGACAGAAGUUCAAAGAAAAUAUACUUCAUUUCAGGCGACAAUUAUUGGAGGUAUGAUGACAAGAAGAACUCCAUGGAGCAAGGGUAUCCAAGGAAGAUAACAGCUGACUUCCAUAACAUUGGCUCCAAGGUGGAUGCUGCUUUUAUAGAUAAUGGACAUAUCUAUUUAUUCAGUGGCUCAAAGCAGUAUGAAUUUGAGUCUGAAACCAAAAGAUUUCUGGGCCUAAAGAAGAGCAACAGCUGGUUGGGUUGCCAGUGAUAUGACAGAAAGAAGAGAAAUGAGGCAAGAAUUGUGGAAUCCCUUCAUCCUAUGCCUCAAGAACUAGCUGGUGUUGUAGGUUAUGGUCAUUAUCUGGUCUAUCCUGUGUUUGUGAGCCAUAGAAACACUGAUAAUGGUGUU